GCCCGGCCCGGCCGCCGAGGCGCCGGGGCUCGAGGAGCCUUCCUGGGGCGCUGGGUUGCGGCCAGUGAGCAGCGCUCGGGGUAGAAGACCCGAGUGAGAGGAGGUCCGGCUGCAGAAGGGCAGGAUGUGGGAACUAAGCGCACAGAGCUAAGUAACCUGUCCAAGGAUAACAAAGUAGUAAAUGGCAAAGCUGGAAUUCUAUCUGCAGCCAGAGCUGGGGCUUUCAGUAUGCAGCUGGCCCCUCAGGUAACUGAAACCUCAGAGGGUGAAACUACACGUAAUGGGGGGCUGCUGUACCAUUUCAUACCCAUUAGGAUGUCUACUAUCAAAAAAAGAAAAUAACAAGUUGAAUCCUGAUGUCCAAACCCUAUUCCUAUAUUUGGAAAAUUCUGCACUUUAUAAAUAUCACUGGGAAGCCCUGCCUACCUCCAGCCCUGGAAGCUCAGUUUCCUAUCUUCCUUGCAGUGAGGACACAAGCCCCCGAGCUUCGCUCCACUAAUGCUCAUUUUUCCUGAGAGAAGCCAGCUGCCAUGUCAUGAGGAUGCUCAAGAAGCUCCAUGGAAAUGUUCACACGGUCCAUGUAGAGAGGGACUGAGGUCGCCUGCCAACAGACAGGAGUGGGCCAUCUUGGAAGCAGAUCCUUCAGUCCCAGUCAAGUCUUCAAAGGCUCCAAUACUGGUCAACAUCCUGACUGUAAUCUCAUGAGAGACUCGGAGCCAGAAGCACCCAGCUAAGCCAAAACCAAAUUCAUGACCCUUAAAGAAAUAAGUCUAAUCAUGAGAAAAACACAAGACAAAUUCCAAUUGAAGGACAUUCUACAAAAUACCUGACCAGCACUUCUCAAAAAUGUCAAGAUCAUCGAAAACAAGGAAAUUCUUAGAAACUGUCACAGCCAAGAGAUGCCUAAGAAGACAUGAUAACUAAAGAACCAUGAGACAGAGCUUCUGUCAUCAGUUAUACUUGGAAUUUGGUGAAAAAGAAGAAAGAAUUUGGAAUCAAUCAGAGUUCCGUCCGUGUUCCCCCAGUUAGGAGGUAUUUCCUUCUCCCUAAAAGGGAAGCAACACUAUCUGCUCCGUCUAACUCGCAGAGUUGUUCUAAGGACCCAAUGCGCUAGACGGGAAAGACAGGUACAGUUGCUGCUGAAAGUCCAGCGCUUCCUAGCUGGGGGACACUUUGGUGACUCGAAGGGCAGCUCUCUGCCAUUAAAAAUCAAGAAAUACAAACAAGAUGCUGCAGUUUCUUGACAUGGAGAACCAAGCCCAUAAUACAGUGGGAGCUUCUCCUUGUGAGGCUGAGCUUCAGGAAUUAAUGAAACAAAUUGAUAUCAUGGUAAACAACAAAAAACUGGAUUGGGAAAGGAAGAUACAGGCUCUGGAGACACGAUUAGAUCUUCGGGAUCAAGAGUUGGCAAAUGCACAAAUUUGUUUAGAACAGAAAGGUCAAGAGGUGGGGUUCCUUAGACAGAAGUUGGCCAGUUUGGAAAAAUGUAACUUAGCAAUGACUCAGAAUUAUGAAGGACAACUACAAACCCUAAAAGCUCAAUUCUCCAAACUAACUAAUAGCUUUGAAAAACUGAGAUUACACCAGAUGGAACAAAAUAAAUUUCGACAAAAAGAAGUACCACGUGUCAAAGAAGAAAUACCCUUUGAACUGAGCAAUUUGAACCAGAAAUUAGAGAAACAGGAACAAAGUUACCAAACUCCACUAAAUAGUAAAAAACAGGGCAUAGAAGACAGCAGCUCUGAAAUUCCUUGGAUAUGGGAACCAGAUACCAGUUGUGAAACCAAUGAAAGAGAUGACUUUGUUAUUGAAAAAUUAAAAUCAGCUGUGAGUGAAAUAGAGUUAAGCAGGAAUAAGUUACAAUAUGAAAAUCAGAAGCUCUUACAAGAACUAAAAAUGUACCAAAGACAGUGCCAGGCCAUGGAAGCAGAACUCUCAGAGGUGAAAAGUGAGUUACAAUCACGUGAUGAUCUCUUGAGAAUUAUAGAAAUGGAACGAUUGCAGUUGCACAGAGAACUAUUAAAAGUAGGAGAGUGCCAAAGUGCUCCAGAAGAUAAAAAAAGACUUGAAUCAUCUUAUUCACCAUCUAUUAAAGAAACAGAAAAACAAUGGAAAGAGCUGUUUGCAGUGACCCCAGAUCAACCAAAUCAUGAAAAAGAAUUGAACAAGAUAAGAAGCCAACUCUAUCAGGAGGAAGAGUACCAUAGCUCGGAGCAGGAAAGAAUGAGGAAUGAAAUCUCUGACCUAACAGAGGAGCUUCAUCAGAAGGAGAUCACUAUAGCAACUAUCAUGAAGAAAGCUGCCUUUCUGAAAAGACAGUUAAAACUGGAGUUAGAAAUAAAAGAGAAAAUGUUGGCGAAACAACAGAUAAGUGGAAUUGCUGAUAUAAAGAGUAUGGACUUCACUAACAGCGAACAUGCAAGGCAUACAUCUAUUAACAUACUGGAAUAUGAGAAUGAAAGGCUCCAAAAUGACUUUGCAGAACUUCAUGCCAGUGGAAAAUCAGCAUGGGCUAACCAAAAUACCUAUGAAGAAACAGGAAGAUUUAGCCACGAUCGUGAGCCGAACAAAAGUGCAACACCUUCGUUGCCACCUUUGACAUUUCAAACCAAAGAAAUGACAAGUCCUUUGGUUAGUGAUGAUGAAGUAUUCCCAAUGUCGCCCCCAGAUAUAGCCUUCCCAGGUUCUUUGGCUGCACAGCAUUUCCUUCUGGAGGAGGAGAAGCGAGAAAAAGAACUUGAAAAACUUCUGAAUGCACAUAUUGAUGAACUGCAAAGAGAGACAGAAUUUACUCUUAAUAAAUACACCAAGCUAAAACAAAACAGACACAUAUGAGCUUUUAAACUUUUUUAUUUGCUUUGCCCACCCCAAGGAAAAAAGCUCUGGCAAAAUAUUUACAAAGCUGAUUAAUGAAACUGAGAAAUUUUGUUCUGUUUUCCUGAGUAAAUCAUUUCUGUAAGGUAGCUAGAAAAUAGUAUUUUGUUCAAUAAAGCUGUUUGUAUUUCUGCAUUAACAAAUUGUUGAGCUACAGUUACUCUAAAAUAAACAUGACUUCUCCAAAAGAGAUUUUUUUCUCCAGUCUAAGGAAUAGUUUGGAAUUAAAUAUGCAGUUUUUUCCCACCUGAAUCAUGUAUACUGAAACCCAUUUCCUCUGUAACAACACAUGAUGAGGGAAAGGGUCACACUAUAUUCUAAAUACAAACAGAUCAAGUGCAGCUCUGUUGUACUAGGUUUGAAAACUCAACGAUUUUUAAAAAUGAAUAGCUAUGUAAACAUCCUAAAAUUUCUUUUAGGAAAAAAAGAUACAGCUUACUGUUUCUGCAUUCAUCUUUGUAAUGUCUCUCUGUUUUAACACAAAAGACCUGGAAUGUGCUGUUUGCACACUUAAAACAUAUGUGCCAAAUAUUAAUGCUUUCCUGUUAGUACUAAUUAUUACUUCAUGGACAUAAGA
Molecule: messenger RNA, 3451 nt
Organism: Mesoplodon densirostris (Blainville's beaked whale)
Lineage: Eukaryota; Metazoa; Chordata; Mammalia; Artiodactyla; Ziphiidae
Gene: DEUP1
Product: deuterosome assembly protein 1
Exons: 19
Coding region: 1228-2835 (535 amino acids)
Biological process (GO): de novo centriole assembly involved in multi-ciliated epithelial cell differentiation; centriole replication
Cellular component (GO): centriole; deuterosome
Source: RefSeq, a predicted model, not a curated record